AUGAUUUGCUAUGCAUUUUCUAUAAAUAACAGAAGAGGCACUGAGAGUGUGAUAAAUAGCAUAAUUACAGAUUUAGGUCCUAAUACAAUCAACAACAAGGAGAAUGGGUAUAGAUUUAGAAAAACAGAUCUAAUGCCGCAGGUUACAAAAAGUUUAAGUUCUUUGGAUAUGCAAUCCCAAAUUAAUUACGGAAAAGACAGCUGGCAAGCGAAGAAAUUAAUAAACGAAAAAAUAGGAAGCCUAAUAAAAAAGCAAGCCAACUUAAAUGCAGAACAUGAGAGUUUAAAUGAGCAGUUGAACCAUGUAAACCGGAAUGCACUAAAUUUGAGGCGUAGAAUUAGAAUAAUAAAAUCCGAACAAAAUCAGAUUCUUAGAGAAUUCGGGGAUAUGGGCAAGAAUAGUUCUGAUGCUAAAAAGGCGCCAAAGAAAAGCAGAGUAGGUAUAAAGGCCCAGCCAAAGGAAAAUUACCCUUUGCAGAGAUCAGAGAAACAUAUAGAUUUGCCAAAGGCAGUCAAGCGGCCGGAGCCAAAAAGGGAUUAUGUAGCUCCAGCAACAAGUGCUGUCUCAACAAAUUAUAUUCCAAAUGAAAAUGCAUUGCAGAAUAAAGUAGACAACGACGAAGCACAUUUCAACCCCCCAAGUAUCAAAAGAGAGAACAGCUAUGUAGUCUCUAAGGAGGAAAUGGAAAGUGGUUCUAUAUCCUCGAAGUAUACGGUGCUCGGAGUAAAUCAACAAGAAGAAGAUCCAGAGAAUCCAGAGAAUCCAGAGAAUGCAGGUAUAUACGAUUUCUAUAAUUUCCGCCAUGAAGAUUUAAAUAACGUAUAUGUCAAAAACCCAAGCAAGGACUUAAUUGAGUCAGAAAUAGGAUACUAUGACGAAAAAAAUCCAAUAGUGCCAAGAGAAACAUCUAGUGCAGAUGAUACUUUUUAUUGA
Molecule: messenger RNA, 933 nt
Organism: Nematocida ausubeli
Lineage: Eukaryota; Fungi; Microsporidia
Exons: 1
Coding region: 1-933 (310 amino acids)
Source: RefSeq, a predicted model, not a curated record